GAUGUGAACGCUCUGUCUCCGUUAGCUGUGCGAGUCACUCCUUUAAAUUAGCCGGGUGCGUAUAGUCUUUCAUGAAUGAACCCACGUGACCAAACAUAUGACGUCUGGCGUCGGAACAAGAGAAAGGGAAAUCAGCAAAGAGGGACAACAACCGCGCUCCCGCAGGAAAAUAAAUAAAUAAAUAAAUAAAAUAAAGACAACAAGACAUCAUAUGCACGCGCUUGGCAUCCCGAGCGGACCCGGUGUCUCUCUUUUCUCCCUACAGCCGAGAGUCGGAAUACUGGAGCAUCUUUUCUGACGCGGGUGAGUCAAAUCAAGCCGCACACUGAAGAAGAAGAAGAAGAAGAAGAAGAAGACGCGCAUUGUUAAAUGCUGAGUGUGCACGCGCGCUGGCGUCUGUUCCCAGCUGCCGCGCGCGCUUUCCACCUGCUUCGCUAAAUGUAGCUGAUUCAUCCCGAAACGAAGCGCUUCCGUUUAACGGAGCGACGGGAUUUACGGAGCGGCUAGCAGUUGCGGGAGGUUGUGGGGGAUUCCCUUUAUCCAUUCGUUCAGCACGAGCGAGCGAGCGAGCGGGCGGGAGGCGGCGAAGUGCAUCUGGUCUGGAAGUGAAAUCACGAGCGUGUGUAGUGACAGCUAGGGGGCUCGUGGUCGAGAAAAAUGUGUAACCGGAUCGGCGCGUUAGUUUGCUAGCUCAUGCACACGCGCAGCACACGAGCGCUGCUGUUUCAUCAAAUCCAAUCGACGCUCCUGUUUUGAAAGAGCGCCAUCAGCAUCUGAUGGAUGUACGGAAAGGGGAGCGCUGGGCUGCACAUUAAUAUCAGACAGUCUUCCAGGAUAGUCAAGCGUGGCUCUCGUGGCAUGACUACUACAAGUAAGGGAAACAAAGCCCUGAAGGUGAAGCGGGAGCCAGGUGAGAAUGGCACGAGCCUUACGGACGAUGAGCUAGUGUCGAUGUCAGUGCGAGAGCUGAACCAACACCUGCGCGGCCUAUCCAAGGAGGAGAUUGCACAACUAAAGCAGCGGCGGCGCACGCUAAAGAACCGUGGCUAUGCCGCCAGCUGUCGCGUCAAGCGCGUCACGCAGAAGGAAGAACUGGAGAAGCAGAAAGCUGAGCUGCAGCAAGAGGUGGAGAAACUCGCUUCCGAGAACGCCAGCAUGAAGGUAGAGCUAGACGUGCUGCGUUCCAAGUAUGAGGCGCUGCAAAGCUUCGCCAGGACUGUGGCACGCAGCCCUGUACCAGCUGCCAGGGGCGCAAUCACGCCAAUCAUCGUACCAGGCAAGGUGGCCGCCACGAGUGUCAUCACCAUCGUCAAGUCCAAAACGGAGGCACGCUCGUAAUGCACAAUGCCUUUGGUCAGUGAAUCAUUAUCAAGCACAGAUCUGCAACAUCUGCUUUAAACAAUACAGCAGUUAAAUAUGCUCUGCCUAGCAGUGUGCUUAUUAAGAUGGCAUGUAUGGUGAGUUUUGGUUGUUAACCUCCAUUAAGGCCUUUCUGGUUUUGCAUAACUGUGUUUUUUUUUUUUUUUUUUUUUUUUUUUUUACAUUAACCUCAAGUGUUAUACAUUCCCAGAUUUAGCACAACCUUCUAUGCACCAUAGUAGGGAUUAUUAGCCCAUAAUAUAAAAAUAACACAAAAGGCAGAGCUAACAUUUCUACAUAUUUCAUUAAAACUAUGUACACUGUCAUUGCUUUCACAACUUAAAAGCAAGACAUGUCUUACUAGAUGCAGAUUUUUAUAUUUUAGUGAAGAUUUUUUUCACUGAAUAUCCCAGUAUAUUACCCCUGACAAACCUGAUUCUGUCCUAGCAACUUCUCAGUUAGCUUGGCACAGGUUAAACACAUGUGCAGGAGAACAAUGCAGUCCAACACAGUUACUACUGAAUUUGGUUUGCACCAUAUUUGCAACAUUGCACUGAGAGUUUUGUUUACUGAUAUUUAGCAACCUGGUAUUUCCUUGGUAUAACAGGGAAAAUAUUAGAUUAACAUUGCUUUCAUAUUUCAGAUUCCUGUGCUUGAUAUUAUCCACUGACCAACUCUCAGAAAGGCCAUCAUGGUCUUGCAAGUGAUGAUGAAAUCUAUUAAUGACAGAAAGUGUCAGCAUUAAAAAAAAAAACAACAACUUAUGCUUACCUUAAAAAUGAGCCAACUGUGGGGGUUAAUAUUUUUCAGAUAUUGCAGUUGCUGAGUCAAACCUUGAUUUGAUUGUGGGUGAAAUUCGAGUACUAAACUGAAAUUAGAAAUGACUUUUUUUUUGGUGCCAAAAUAUUUUCAAUUCGAUCAUAAUACAAAUUGAAUUUCUGUUUACAUUAAACAGCUCUGCUAAAAUUGAUGUCAUUUUGAAAACCAAAUAAUGGAAUUCUAUAUUAAAUCUGGAAAUGUACUAUUCCAAUUAUAGGAUGGCUGGGAAAUUGGGAAGAAAAGGGUAGGUUAAUUUGCAUAUAUUCUCUGUAAUGAUGUUACACUCAGUCAGUGCAAUAGGAUGAAAACCAUGAACUCUCAUUUUUGGCUUUAAAACAGUGUUGGGGGAAAUAUCCAAUUUAUACAAAUUUUCCACCUAUUUUAAACAUAGCUGAUCAGCUAAGGCAUGUUUGGUAUCCAAAUUUUGCUUCUUUAUUUUUGUUCUGGUGCUACAUUGCUAACACAAUAAUAACUAAUGGUAGUCUAUGACCACCCAUUUGCAUCAUGCAAACUCCAUGCUGGAAUUAUUACACCCUUGUCUGAAACAGUCAGAUAAAAUAAUACCAUCUGUAACUAUAUAAAUGGUUAAAGAAUGGAUACAGUAUGUAUGAGUCACUUCAAGAUUUUAUAGAUAUAAAUAAAAUCAAUGGGUUUAAAAUGGCUGCUAGUACAGUGUUCAACUACACAAUGUAUGUUCCUUUUGAGAGAAUUUCUAUAUUUUAUAAAAACACUGUUAGACAAAAGUAAUCUCAAAAAGCCUUAAACUACAGAUUGACAUGGUUUAAGGCCAGAUUUUGCUGUGCAGUUUGUAUGAUGCCUAGAUUACAAAUCAGAUUAGAGAUCAGAAGCUUCUAUUACUUGAGAUGGCCUCAUGUUGGCCUCAUGUUGGCUCUAGUGCAAAACCAGAAAAGUAAAAAAAAAAAAAAAAUGUGGACAACAGGCAUGUUCUGGCUGAUAAGCAAUGUUUUACAGGGAGAGCAUUUGUGUCAAUUUGAAUUUCUCCCCAAAACUAUUCCUUUAUAGACGAAAGUUUGGUGUUCCAUGCCAUGCCAACACGUCAAAAAAAAAAAAAAAAAAAAAAAAAAAUACAACUGUUAGUUUUUUGUGCCCUGUUUUGUUUAAUUCCAUUUGUGGAAUGAUGUUUACAAGUUAUAUUCUGAUGAAUAUGACAAGGAGAGGCAAUAAACUACCGUAUUUAUGCAUGGAAAAGGAGAAAUCCGGUAACUGUCUCCAAGGGUGAUGUUCACCUUUCAUAGACACAAGUUAUAUCACGUUUGUUAUGAGGGAGCCUGUCCAUAGAACAUAGCAAACUCCUUCCUUGUUUGAUUGAAUUAUGUUUUAUGUGUUUUUAAAAAUCGUUUGAUGUAGAAGUUCAUUGGCCAACGUGAAGUAUCGAGUGGUUUAGUUUUGUUCGACAUUCUAGAGCUUAAUGCUGUGGAUGGACUGGUCAUAGUUGCCUAAACACAAAUCCACACAAGCUUUAUCGUUUACUUAUUAUUAGCAAGUGUUCUUUGAUGUCUUUGUCCAGCUAAAGGUUUAGCUAUAUCUUUGUUAUUUUCUGGUAAGAAAAUGUUUUGUUAUUUAUAACAGAGGUGUCCAACUGUCCUGGAAGGCUAAAGUUCAGCACAGUUUGGUCAUUUUCCUGCACUAACACACCUAUUAGUCAUGGUAAAAGGUGUCUUUGAGCAGGUAUAUAACAACUAAACUGUAUGCUGGCCUUUUGACCAGUUGAGUUGGGCACCCCUAAUUUAUAGGGAAAAAAUGUCUGGGAAAAAUACAAACCUUGAACUUGUUUGAUAUUGACUUUGCAAUUGUACCAAAAGUGGCUUAUUAUUGAAGUCUGAUAGCUUUUCUAGUGACUAGGCGCGUGGCGUGCUGUGAAAGUGAUCAGGUGGCAGUGUCGUCCACUCUAUUGGUGUCAUUCUGUACUAUUUACAUGAAUAUAUUUAGAAGAAUUUGUAGAAGAAAGGCAAUGUAUAGAAGACAGUUAACCAUUCAUUUCGGUCCCUUCCAUAUAACUGAUGCAGGUUUUUUUUUUUUUUAACACCAUCUCAAGCAGUGAAAAACCGAAUUCUUCCGCCUCUGUGGUCUCUCCCAAAUAACGGACUUCCAUAACGCAAGAUGUUGCUGAAGGUGCUAUCCAGGACAAAUGUUAAGCAAGAUAUUUUAUAACUUUGGCAAGGCAUUUUUCCAAAAACAUAUUUGGAUUUAUUUAAGGAGAACUUCUUUAUAAUCUUUGGAUUCUGCUUUGUUUUGCUUAGUAGGUGUCCAUCAUAAACUAUAGCCUGGUUAUGUUAAAGUAUUCGGCAGCAAAGUUCAAUUAAAUCUAUUGUGCCAUCCUUUUGCCUGAUUGGCUACUGACUGUGGUGCCCACAUCCACCUUUUUCAUACAGUGACAUACUGUAUGAUGAUCUUUGGUUGAAACAAAUAAAUCUGUGUGUCAUAUUGUAUUUGCACUGUCCACUAACUGCAUAUUGCAAAUAUUAACAAAUUCAUUAAUGAAUAUUGCAAAGACAGUGUAACUCCAAAACUGAAGUUGAACCAUAGCUACUACAAAAGUAUGGUUGUGUUUCGCGAUAUAAUAUAAAUCUCAACCAAGCAUUUACUUUGCGUACUUCCAUUAUAUUGCACAUGAGCUAUGUCAGAUUGAACAUGGCAGUAGAUGACGUGUUACACUACGGAUGCAGCACAGUACUUUCAUAAGCAUCUAGAAUGAUCAUGUUAGAUUAAAUUGAAUCUUUUCAUCAUUGAGUUAAAUGAAAUGCACUGUUGAGACAGGUAUAUUUGCUCAGGAGAAAAAAAAUUCAUCUUCCAACGUGGGGUGAAAGGGCAGCAAGGUGGUGAGGAGGGUAGCGCUGCUGAUUCACAGCUCUAGGGUCCUUGGUUCAGUCCUGAGAUUGGGUUACUGUGUAGAGGUUCUGUCCGUGCCCACACAUGUUUCCUCCAGGUUCUCCCAGGGGUGGAGAAAUCAUAAACUCAAAUCAUAAAGCUAGCCCACCAGGCAAGUGAACACUCCAAUGUGCAACCAAGUCAGCAAGUUGUUGGCCAACAUUUCAACUAGAAGAUCUGGGGUUCUGUCCUUGCUUUGCAUGGAAUGUCUAUUUUCUCUCGAUAUGUUUCCCUGCAAGGUGACUCUUACUUAUAGACUAAGUACGCCUUAUAUAACAGCUUUGCGCUGGAGUUUUUUUGGCUCAGUUUUGGUAGUGGUUCCACAUAUCUGCGUGUUCCUGAUUCUGAUAUUUCACCUGUGCGUGCUAAUUAAUCCACCUAGCAAAAAUUGUUCCACCAUCAACCACAUUCUGCCUUGGCUGAGCAUCAAGGUGUGUUGGACCACAAUGAAGAGCAUUAGGUGUAAACAGACACAUCAAACAACAACUUUUGUUUUGCAAGUCAAUAAGGAGUAGGUUUUUUCCCUCCAUUUUUUGUGGUUGUUGAUCCAACUUGUCCACUGGGCAACUAUGAAUAAAAACAAAAAGCGUCGACACGAAAUCUGCUUGUCUGGGCUGCCCGGGCUAUUGAUUUCUCCACCCCGUUUCCAGUUUCCUGUGACCUCCCAAAAACAUUCUGCUAGGUGGAUUGUCCACACAAAAUUGCCCGUAGGUGUGAAUGAGUCUGUGACCGUGUGUGGGAAUCCAUGGUGUAUUCCCGCCUCAUGCCCAUUGUUCCCAGGAUAGGCUCUGGAUCCACUGUGACCCUGACCGGGAAAAAGUUGAAGCUGAAUGAACUGGCGCUAAAGGAUAAUGUAUCUGUCUAAGGUACGGUUUAGUGGGCAAGAUCAUUGUUUAGGUGCUGGUGCAAAGUCUGAGAGUCCUAACUCCUGUUUUUUUUUCUUUUAAUGGUCUAUUAUAGAAUGCAGUAGUUGGCCGAGAAGUUAAAAUGUCUUGCACUGUAUGGUUCCUGGUAGGUAGGCUUUAAGGCUAACUUGUGGAACUGAGAACACCCUUGUAAUAUCACAGUUAUUGCAUUAAAUAGUAGGGGUGUGAUCAGUACCGUGGUUUAAAAUGAAGAAAUUAAAUAGAUGGCAGAUAUAAAACAGCCUACUUUUUAAACAACAAACAUGCCAGUGGAAAAUCUAAGAAAAACACAUUUCUUCUUUCUUUUCAUUAACCUGCAAAGGCAAAAGCAUAGUAAGUACUCUUAACAAGAUAAAAAAAAAAAUUGUAGCAAUUAUGCAAACAAAAUACUGUGGAUAUAUGGUACUGUCUAUGUCGUCUUUGAAAAUACCAUUUUACACCAAAACACUUGGCUGCCGGGUUAUCAUACAGUGAAUUUCUCAUACCAUCCCAAUCUAAGCCUAUAGUAGUCUGAAUUUUCCAUUUAGAUUCCUGUUUUUGAAAAAAACAUUUCAGGCUCUCAGGGGUUUCUUGUGUAUUUACUGCGCAUAGGCCCCCUCUGUGGUGUUAAAUGGAGUUCUUGGACAAAUGCCCCACUUUAUCCUUUUGUGAACAUAAAUUAUUGAUUGGCGCUAUUUCACAUAGUCCGAUGUCUGUGAUAGUUAUCAUAAUAGAGCAAUUGGAAGAUUGACAGGAGGAGGGAGCGAUAUCACACUGAGCUGAGUAUUGAAUGAUAAAGAACUGUCAAUUUUUGUGCUUUGAGUAACAGCAUCAGUUAAUAUAGUUUUUGUCACCAAGUCAGUCCAGAAAUUGGCAUGUCUAACAGCGCUGCGGGAGGCCUUGUCAUUUUAUACAUAGAUCACACUAUGCAUCCAGGAGAGCCUUUAAUCCCUGCCAUUGUCUUACCAGAGAUUCAGAGGUCCACUCACUUUAUCAGCACUUAUGUGACAAAAUCUAUUAGCUUUAGGCUAACUGGGCUUUGUUUAUCAUGUUCUUUGUUUGUUGAGCAGGUUCAAACACCAGGUUCAUAUAUGGCUCUGAAUAGUUUGUUGUCUCAAAAUUGUUAAAUCAGAAAAAAAAAGCUAUGAAAUGUGAGGUGGUAAUCGGUGAAUAGAAUGUGCUGUUUUGGAUAUAUAUGAGUACUUUGUACGAAAUACAGUAACAAAAUGGGUGAACUGUAACUUUAUUAAUUAAAUUAUUGUACUUUUUUGCAAUCUGUACAUACAAAAGUGACGAUGUAUUAAUAUAUAUUCAUAUAUAAGAACUGUGGAUUUUAACCAUGCAGAUAGUCUUUCUUGGGUUUGACUAAGUUAUUGAUGUACUGUUGUAUAUAUUGUAUGUUUGGUGAUAUACAGCUUCCUUUAUUUUAUAUAUGAUCAAUAAAAAGGUUUUGAGA
Pangasianodon hypophthalmus (striped catfish) is the source of this 7407-nucleotide messenger RNA. It is a transcript of the gene mafga, whose product is annotated as v-maf avian musculoaponeurotic fibrosarcoma oncogene homolog Ga. NCBI's taxonomy places the organism in Eukaryota, Metazoa, Chordata, Actinopteri, Siluriformes, Pangasiidae. Gene Ontology annotation, cellular component: nucleus. Gene Ontology annotation, molecular function: DNA-binding transcription factor activity, RNA polymerase II-specific; RNA polymerase II cis-regulatory region sequence-specific DNA binding. The coding region runs from base 781 to 1338 and encodes 185 amino acids. Gene Ontology annotation, biological process: regulation of epidermal cell differentiation; regulation of transcription by RNA polymerase II. The record is from RefSeq and is a predicted model, not a curated record. The transcript has 4 exons.